This is a messenger RNA of Chrysoperla carnea, 1088 nucleotides long. RefSeq names its product gastrula zinc finger protein XlCGF52.1-like. Gene Ontology annotation, cellular component: nucleus. The transcript has 3 exons. The record is from RefSeq and is a predicted model, not a curated record. The coding region runs from base 1 to 1086 and encodes 361 amino acids. Gene Ontology annotation, biological process: regulation of transcription by RNA polymerase II. NCBI's taxonomy places the organism in Eukaryota, Metazoa, Arthropoda, Insecta, Neuroptera, Chrysopidae. Gene Ontology annotation, molecular function: RNA polymerase II cis-regulatory region sequence-specific DNA binding; DNA-binding transcription activator activity, RNA polymerase II-specific.
AUGGAACAUGAUUCAAUUAAAGAAGAAUAUGAUUCAAUGGAGGACCAUGAAGCAAUUAAGAAGAGGGAAAUAUUAGAAGAAAAUGUUACAACAAAACACGAACGGAUUGAUUUAAAUGAAAAUUCCUGUGAAAUUUGUGAUAAAUCCUUUAAUCUUCGAUCUAAUUUAGUUCAACAUAAACGGACUCAUACUGGAGAAAAACCUUUUUUCUGUAAACUUUGUGAUAAAUCAUUUGCUCGGAAAAACGGUUUAGACUAUCACAUACGGACACAUACUGGAGAAAAACCUUUUUCCUGUGAAAUUUGUGAUAAAUCAUUUAUUCUUCGAUUUGAUUUAGAAAGACAUAAACGGACUCAUACUGGAGAAAAAAACGGUUUAGACUAUCACAUACGGACACAUACUGGAGAAAAACCUGUUUCCUGUGAAAUUUGUGAUAAAUCAUUUACUCUUCGAUUUGUUUUAGAAAGACAUAAACGGACUCAUACUGGAGAAAAACCUUUUUCCUGUGAAAUUUGUGAUAAAUCCUUUAAUCUUCGAUCUAAUUUAGUUCAACAUAAACGGACUCAUACUGGAGAGAAACCUUUUUUCUGUGAACUUUGUGAUAAAUCAUUUGCUCGGAAAAACGGUUUAGACUAUCACAUUCGGACACAUACUGGACAAAAACCUUUUUCCUGUGAAAUUUGUGAUAAAUCUUUUAAUCUUCGAUCUAAUUUAGUUCAACAUAAACGGACACAUACUGGAGAAAAACCUUUUUCCUGUGAAAUUUGUGAUAAAUCCUUUAAUCUUCGAACUAAUUUAGUUCAACAUAAACGGACACAUACUGGGGAAAAACCUUUUUCCUGUGAAUUUUGUGACAAAUCAUUUAAUCAUAAAAGCGGCUUAGACUAUCACAAACGGACACAUACUGGAGAAAAACCUUUUUCCUGUGUAAUUUGUGACAAAUCAUUCCCUCAUCAAAGGGGUUUAGACUAUCACAAACGGACUCAUACUGGAGAAAAACCUUUUUCCUGUGAAAUUUGUGAUAAAUCAUUUAAUCUUCGAUCUAAUUUAGUUCGACAUAAACGGACUCAUACCAGAAAAAUUUAAUU